This is a messenger RNA of Schistosoma rodhaini, 2688 nucleotides long. The record is from the annotation of a GenBank genome assembly. NCBI's taxonomy places the organism in Eukaryota, Metazoa, Platyhelminthes, Trematoda, Strigeidida, Schistosomatidae.
UAUGAACUAUUAAUUAUUUAUUAAUUCACCAUUAACAAAAUGAAUAUUUUUAAGCUAAAGAAAAUUCCUUUGUCAUUAUUAAAUCAUAAUCAUAUAAUUAAGUUGAAAUGAUUCACGAUCAGAUCAUCCAGUUUUGAAGGGUAAUUGGUGUAAUACACAUCAUUCAAUAAGUUGCAUUCAUUUCAUUUAAUUAGAACAAAAUCUAAAAUGUAUGUUAUGUAGCUUUAUUAUUCACGUUGUAAAUUGUAGCUAAAUAUUCCUCUCUUUGUAUUAUUAUCAUUGAAACAAACGAGUGUUUAUUACAAUUUAAUAAUCAUAAUAUCACUUCCAGAAUAUUCACAUGUGAUAAACAUACAGGCCUAUUCUAAUAUGUGUAACAUACAAUAAUCGAUUUUUUACCAAUAACACAUCCUAUCACAAUAGAUAGAUUAUAUUCCAUAUAAAAUAGAAUUGAUUAUUUUAAAUUACUCAUAUGACUAAAUUUGAUCCUAUUCCAGACUUGCAUUUAUAAGUUUAGUUGAAAUAUAUAUAGACUGGGUCAUUAUUUAUCACAGUUACACUGGUUAAACUAUGGAGAAUCACUAUUUAAAAUCGAACGAAGAAAAGUUAUAUUUAAACAAUUCUACCCUGUUAACAAAAGGUAUAGAAAUUAUUAAAAAAGAAGAAAACAAUUGUAAUGUCAAUGAUAAUAACAGCCUAAAUUCAGAAAUAAUCUCCGUCAGUUCUGAUAUUAACAGCAGUUGUCCUGUUGAUUACUUCACUCUUGCAGAGACUAGUGAAUUUUCCGAGAUUAUGAAGCAAGACAUUAUGUUGCCUUCACACUUAAUUUCCAAUCAGGAGACUAUUGAGAGGAAAGAGUAUUCUGAGAGGGAGAUUACUUACAAUCUCUUUUUACGUAGACUAGUUGAUGAAUAUCUUGACAGAAAAAUCACUUAUUCACACCAACCAAAGUAUAUACUGGGUGUUCUGAAAUGUGUACUGGAGAGGAAUUUUCCUGAAUUCAGUGAUUCAUUUCAUUGUGAAAGAAUAUGCGCUUAUCUGAAAGCAUGCAGACGUAAUGCCAAAAGAAAGAAUGGUGAACCGUAUGUGAGAAUAAGUGCACGUUAUCUAAGUUCUGGAAAGGCGUCCAGUUUGGCUGAAACAAUUUACCUGAAAGAGCACAGUUAUUUAAACAAUAUGAUUUCAAGUGCGAAAAACAAUAAGUUGGUUGCGCAAGCAGCACCGAUGAGUGGUUAUCAUGAGAUCACUGAAAAUGAGAUCCAAAACACAAACAAGCUCAUUCAUCAUCAAUUACAAUUACAUGAAUCUCAUAUCCAACAGGUUGACCCACAAAUUACUACACACAUGACGAUCUAUAAUGAUGACAACAUGAAGAUUAACAACAGUUAUGAUAUUCCUGUAAAUUCCGAUGAAGAGAUUCCUACUUCAUUGAAUUCUGCUUCUCAACAACAGUAGUAGAAACAUAGAAGGAAAAAAGAACAACUUUUCUGGAGCAAUCAGAAGUUGAUAUGAUAAUAAAGAAUGGAAGUGAGAACUGCAGAACAGAAAAAAAGACGAAUGAACAAUAACAUUUAGACAGAAACGGUACUCAUGAGUAGUACUAAAAGUGAGAAAGAAGUUAAUUUCAGAGAACCCAACUAUUACACUUAUACAAGUAUGUAAAGCAUUAACGGAAUUCUUCUAUGUAGACAGGUGAUUAACCAUGUGAAUCUUACAUAAAUUAAUAUACAAAGCCAAAUAAGGACAGACGAACAGUUGCUGAGACUGUGUUCCCCACAUAGAAAAAAUAUGCAUUGUCACGAACAGAUAAUAAGAUUUGAGAUAAUAAAAAUCAAUUUCGGUGUCAAACACAAAGAAAAACGAAAAAGAUAAUUUCCUAAAUAUUCAGGAAGAACAAAUCAAAAAUAAACUCAAAAAGGAGUACAUUCAAAUUAAUUUCAGUUAUUGAUUUUUAAGUUUGUUUAAAAUUAUAAUCCUAGAAAAUCACGUGAAUAGAACAUGUAAAAACAAUAACAACAGGCAAACAAAAUGCUUUAUAAUCGCCAAUAUGUUUAGUUACAAAUAUAAAUAGAUAAAUAAAUUUGUACAUAUAGUUACAUUUAUAAAAAUUGUGUUAAUUCGAUGGGAAAGAAAGAAAUACGCCAAACACUUUGAAAAGAAUUCUCCAAAAAUAUGAAACAUCAUCACACCGGCUGUUUUGAUGAUGAGUGCAUUUUCAUCAAUUAGGUUGGAAUAAAAAUCACACAUACAUAAGCAAGGGACAGUCAACCUGACCCCCCUCAUGCUUGAGAGAACAAGAAACAACAAACAGUGACUGUUUAUAUUAACUUUUAUGGAAACAAGCAUACGCACACAUAGGGCAGAGAGGUAAAGAAUAAAAAAGAAGGAAAAAGUGAAAUCAUAAAACAAACGUAAAAAGAUUCUAAAAAUAAAAAUCGAUCAAUUAUUGAAAAAUAGAGAUAACGAAAUUGACAAGAUUUUUACAUAUUCUCCCAUAUUUCUUGUUUCCAUUCACAUUCAACACUGUAUUCAUGAAGCACGAAUCUGAGGACUUUAAAAAUAUAAAUAAAAAUUUCGACAGAUAUCAACCAACUUAUGGUCGUAUGCAUUAAAUUUUCCACUUUUCUCGGAUAUUGUAUACUGGCCAUAUGGGAUUCACGGAUUUUUUUACCAAUUUCAAGAAAUACC